This is a messenger RNA of Ipomoea triloba (trilobed morning glory), 2134 nucleotides long. RefSeq lists its product as uncharacterized. NCBI's taxonomy places the organism in Eukaryota, Viridiplantae, Streptophyta, Magnoliopsida, Solanales, Convolvulaceae. Bases 97 to 1842 code for a protein of 581 amino acids. The transcript is spliced from 6 exons. The record is from RefSeq and is a predicted model, not a curated record.
GCUUUUGUUCAAGGUGCAAGAGAGGGAUCCCUCGGAGAGAUUCUCACAUCUUUAAUUUGGAUAGCUAGCAAAACUCCAAAUUUAUUUUUUAAUAAGAUGCAAUGUUCAAAAGAAACAAUUGCUAGGCUGUUCUACAAUGUCUCAAGCUCCUUUCAACUUUUCUUGCUCUUCUCAUAUCUCACUUCCAUUUUUCUUGCCAAGAUCUUCCAUCUCCUUGGUGGCAACAUCUUUUUCCCAAGGAAUCAAGCAGUAUAUGAGUUUGCAGCAUUUUCGGAUGAAGAAACGGAAGAUGAAAAUGUAUAUGAAAAUAAUUACCAUGUUGGAUCAUCAAGAGAGCAACAUCAUUUUGCUUCCAACAUAAUUCAGGAUGAUCAACAUCAUGCGACUUUCAAUGUUGAGGCCGAAGAAGAAAAUAUAGAAAGUGUUGGUGAUGAUGAUGAUGAAGAAGAAGCGUCCAUUUAUAGCUCACCCGCGACGGAACCUAAUAUUCCUAGUAAUGAAGAAGCAGUUGAAGAGAAGAUUCCCAUGGGAGAUAAUGAUUAUUUUAAUUCUCAUGAAAAUAAUAAUACAACCGGUCCCACAUUUUCAUCUCCUGCUGGCAGAAAUUCAAAGAGAAAUGUUUCGGACAUGUCACAUGAAGAUGAUGAAGAAAAUAUUUGCAAGGAGUUGAUGGAAAGAGAGAAGAGAGUGGUGGAAGCAAAUUUGAUGCAAGGGGAGGCGGCCAAGAAUAAUAAUAAUAAUAAUAAUAAUAGUAGGUUGUUGAAAAUACAAGAGGACAGAGAAGAAAAUGAUGAAAUAUUUGGGGAUUCUUGCACCGUUGGAUCAACUUCAAAGAGCUCAUCUGAAUGGAGAAGCUCCAUCAAGGAUUCUUGCACUGACGAUCCAUUCUCUUCAUCUUCAAGAAGAAGUUGCCCCAAGUGGGAGUCAUACACUGUUUUCCAAAAGUAUGAUGAAGAAAUGCUCUUUUUGGAUAGAAUUAGCGCCCAAAAACUCCAUGAAACAGAAUCACUUAGGUCAAUAAAAUCAAAUCCAAGAUCAAUAUCAGACAGGAUUGUGUAUAAGCUUGCACCAAAGAAACAAAGAACACUGAAUUUUCAACACAACCCAUACAAUGAACUAGAGGGAGCUUAUGUGGCACAAAUAUGCUGGACAUGGGAAGCUCUCAACUGGAACUACAAGUAUUUCCAGCGCCUUAGGGCUUCCAAAUCGGAUCAUGGUUGCCCUGCCUAUAUUGCCCAGCAGUUUCAGCAGUUUCAAGUCCAUCUCCAAAGGUACAUAGAAACCGAGCCAUAUGAAUAUGGAAGGAGGCCUGAGGUUUAUGCUAGGAUGAGACUCCACAUUGCUCCAAACUUGCUACAAGUCCCUCAAUAUAGAGAUUCGGAUGAGGAGAAAAGAGAAGAAGGGUUUUGCUCAAGGAUUCCAUCAGAUUCAUUUCUUCAAAUAAUGGAGGAAGCAAUCAGAACAUUCAUGAAUUUUCUCAAAGCAGACAAGGAGAGCCAUUGCCAAAUAAUAGCAUCUUUUUUCAAGAAAAACACAAGAGGGUCAGCUGAUCCAACUCUUCUCCUCCUCCUCAAGAGAGAAAACAAAAGAAAAAAGUCAAAGUUGAAAGAUAUGAGAAAAUCAGGUGGGAAAUGCUUGAGGAAAAGGAGGUUAAAAGAGGAGGAAGAAUUGGAGAUAUUGAUGGCAGAAAUAGACCUGAAAGUGGUGUCUAGGGUUCUGAGAAUGAAAGAGCAGAAUGGUGAGCAAUUGCAUUGGUGUGAAGACAAGAUGAGCAAAGUGAAGAUCAGUGAUAAUGGGAAGUUACAUAGAGAUUCUUCACCCCUUUUCUUCCCAGCACACUGACCCAUCCCAUCCACCAACGUAUAAACCAUGCAUGCUAGCUUUAGAGCUAGCCGGAUGGGCCUACCUAGCUUAGAUUAUUGUUUCUAGCUUUUGAUGAUGACUAGAUGAUGAGUCUGCAUGCAUGCAAUAUUCCUCACUUUCAUGCAACAUGUUGAAUAUCCACACCCUAUCUUUUUUUCUUAAUUCUUUACAUCCACAGAUUCAAUCCACUCGUGCAUGUAAUGCACCGACUCUUAAUGGAGCGUGGAACGUGGCUAGUGUUUAUUAUACUAGUAGACUAGUAGUUUUGUGU